Messenger RNA from Ordospora pajunii, 807 nucleotides. RefSeq lists its product as uncharacterized. Gene Ontology annotation, biological process: regulation of DNA-templated transcription. The transcript has a single exon. The record is from RefSeq and is a predicted model, not a curated record. Gene Ontology annotation, molecular function: histone acetyltransferase activity. The coding region runs from base 1 to 807 and encodes 268 amino acids. Lineage: Eukaryota; Fungi; Microsporidia; Ordosporidae.
AUGGACUCAGAGAUAAGAAGGUAUAUGGAGGAUGCAGAAGGCAGUUCAACGCUUGGUGUUCAUAUUCGCCAUGCAGGCAAAAAGUAUCUGUGUCUGCUGAUGAACCAGGAUACAUUUCUUGUUGUGGUUGUGUUGCAAAGGAUAAAGGACCGUGUAUACAUAGAAUGUGUGGAUUCCACAGGAUAUGAGCAUGGGCAUGCCAGAAGAUUCAUGCUUUCGAUUCUGAAGUGCAUGAGGCCCAGGAUCACAUCAUGCUUUAGCCAUCCAAAGAAUGAGUAUGUGUUUAGUGGAAGUUCGCUGAACAAAGCUAAACGAGUCAGAACGCCUGCAGACCUGUUGGAUUACUGGAUUUCGAUCUUUGAAGAGUACCAUGGAAGUGUGCAUGUGUGGUCAAAUGGCUAUGACGGCGUUUCGUAUCCGUUCGAGCACGAAGACGAAUUGGUGUAUUUUGAAGACGAUCCAAAGCAAAAGAUGUCGAGGCAUUUCGAGGGAAGCAUGGCGGAGAUGUUUGAUGCAUUGCUAUGCAGGGCUGAUUUUGUCAAAGGAUCUCUUGUGUAUGGAAGGACCAAAGCGUACAAGCAAAGCAGGAUAAAACGGUCAUGCACUGCAGAUAUUGAAUCCAUGAUUGCAUCAUUAAGAUCGAUGGACUUCUCGACUCUUGACAAUGCAAGGAGAUCGGCAAAUGAGUUCUUGCAAAUAUACGGACUGCAAACAGAGUAUUUCCAGAGCGAAAGGACAGUCAAUCGGGUAGCGGAGCAAGAAGAGUGUAUUGUGAUUGAUGUGAAGAAUAAGCGAUUGGUUAAGUGA